UCUAUUGACAGGCAUGCACAGUUUGCCUGAUGGUUGAUAAAAAAAAAUGGUGAAAUUGAAGGGAUGUUGGCAAAUGAUAGAAUUCAAGGGUCUUUUGAAUUGUCCCUGCACAGAACAUUCUAGUGACCACAAAGCAGCGUCAGGAGCGAUUGCUGACGUUUUCCUUUGUGGCUGCUAGGGUGUUCUAGAUUGGCACAAUUAAAAACAACCUCGAUUUGUAUCAUUUGAGAUCCUCCUUCAAGCAACCACACAGCAAAGUCCUGUCUAAGAAUUGUAUAACAACGUCCUUAGCAGUUUACUGUGUUCUUUUGGCUUGGGUUGAUGUAGAAAAGCUUCUCGGUUUCGCACGGGCAAACAUCGUUCACAUUUCCCCUGCCUUUAAAGUCUUCUUGCAGACUCUGCUUCUUGCAGACUCUCUAUCUCACACUCCCUCUCACACACACACACACACACACUCACAGUGCCGUCUCAGGCGUCUCAUAUAGAAAGUGAACAGCAGGCUUGGGGCAGGAUUCGUCUGUAAAGCCCCUGAUACCUCACACAUCAAUAAUCAGCUCUGGGCGGAACUGUCUGUCUGCUCUCUUCCCGUCUCUCUCUUUCUCUGCGCUCUUUAAUGGUGUUUAAUGAAUUUCAUUCCUCGCUGCACCAUAGUAACCGCUCGUCUUCUGUCUCUCUCCCGCUCGCUGUAGGAGGUGGUUUUGUACUGUCUGGAGAAUAAAGUGUGUGACGUGAAUCAUCGGGAUAAUGCGGGUUACUGCGCGCUCCACGAGGCCUGUUCCCGCGGCUGGCUCUCCAUCGUACAGCACUUACUGGAGCACGGGGCCGACAUCAACUGCAGUGCACAGGACGGCACCAGGCCUCUCCACGAUGCUGUGGAAAACGAUCAUCUAGAUGUGGUCCGACUGUUGCUGUCAUACGGCGCCGAUCCAACUUUAGCUACCUAUUCGGGCCGCAGUUUGCUGAAGAUGACCCACAGCGACAUAAUGGAGUCUUUUCUGUCUGAUUACUUUGCUGACCUGCAGGGCAGAGCGGACGAUGACCCCGGCGUGUACUGGGAGUUUUACGGCAGCGCAGUGUGCGAGCCUGCCGAUGACUCGUCUGGUUAUGACAUCCUAGCUAACCCACCUGGACCCGGCGAAGACGAGGAGGAACAGAGAGAAGUUUUUGAGUUUGAAUUUUCCGACCGGCCGCUGCUGCCAUGCUACAACAUCCAGGUUUCUCUCUCGCAAGGACCUAGAAACUGGUUGCUGCUCUCAGACGUUCUCAAGCGCCUGAAGAUGUCUGCCAGAAUGUUUCGCGCCACAUUCACGCACCUCGAGGUAGUGACUAUAGCCGAGGCGGAAUUCUACAAGCAGGCGUCUCUGAGUCAGCUGUUCUCUUGUCCGGAAGAGCUCGAGGGAUUCAUGCCCGACAGCAAGGAACUCUUGGAUCUGGUGGAAAUCAGCGCCGAGCUGGUGGCGCUGCUGGGGUCGUCGCUCGAAUGCUUGGACGACCGCUGGGAGCCAGUAUCCAGACCACGCUCAUGAGCUUCUGAACAUGCACGCACACUCAUACUGACUCUCGGAAGGACCCUUGGAGACCUGUGGUGAACUUAAAGCAAAAGAAAAAGGAUAUUCUGAGGCAGUUCUUGACAUUUCAAGGAACUUCUGGACUGGUAGCCAAAGGCGAAAUUGGGUCCCAGUGCAGCUAAUCUUUCUGUUUGGCUUCGAGAAGGUUUCGGAACAACUCCUUGCGCUCUUCUCGCUUACUAAUUCUCCCGGUGACGAAGCAAACCUGUACAUAGUGUACCGUCUGCAGAUAUGGAAAGAGAACGUACCUGAGAAUUGGACCAAUGUCUCUGGCUAACUCUGAGAUAUGAAGCCAUGCUCGCAACGAAGAACUCUUUCAUUUAAAAGAGAUGUUUUCUAAAUAAGAAUAUAAGUAUAUAUACAGCCACUGUAUUUUAAUUGUGUGUAUUAUAAAUAGAUAUAUAUAAAUAUAUAUAUAUAUAUAAAUAAAUAAAUGUGUUUAUGCGUAUGUGUGUAUUAUAUAUAUUAUAUAUAUUAUAUAUAUAUAUAUAAUAUGCGCUGCCUUUUUUGUCUUGUUUAGUCAGGUCUUUAUUUUAUAAUUGGAGUUACAAUGUUGUAAAUACAUAAUCGGGUUGAAAUGGGGUUUUAAUUGUGAUGUCAACUUUAGAGGUGUACAGAGGCCAGAAGCCCCUUCGGUUCAUCAAGAGUUAAUUAGCGCACUUCAUCAGCGAUGUUCCUCUCCUGGAGUAGAUGUUCUUAUGGUGUUGACCCAGUAACCAGUGUGGGAUUUUUCGGUCUCCCGUGUUAAACUCUAAUCUACAAAGCUGUUUCGUACCCUGUACGCAAGCUGUUGCUUUGACUAAGUCACUUAUUUAUGAGUAGAAAUUAAGAUAUUUUGACGUGGCUUUUCUUUGUAAAAUAUUAAAGUAAUUGUAAAAUACUAACCUGAUGCUUUGUUAGGCAAAGACAUGCUUGAACUUGUAAAUAAUGGGUUGACUAUUUCAGUAACUUGUUUCUGACGUGUGUUAUUAUUGUUUUUUUGGAGAAGUGUUCGGACUUUGUAAUUAUAUACGCUAUCAUUUGUAUUUAUAUUUUACCAAAAAAAGUUCCUUUAAAUAAACGGCAAUAAAAGAUUGUGUACA
This is a messenger RNA of Carassius auratus (goldfish), 2650 nucleotides long. Its product is annotated as BCL-6 corepressor-like. The record is from RefSeq and is a predicted model, not a curated record. The transcript has 5 exons. Gene Ontology annotation, biological process: negative regulation of transcription by RNA polymerase II. Bases 966 to 1526 code for a protein of 186 amino acids. Gene Ontology annotation, cellular component: nucleus. NCBI's taxonomy places the organism in Eukaryota, Metazoa, Chordata, Actinopteri, Cypriniformes, Cyprinidae. Gene Ontology annotation, molecular function: transcription corepressor activity.